Messenger RNA from Mercurialis annua (annual mercury), 1703 nucleotides. Its product is annotated as polyadenylate-binding protein RBP47-like. Gene Ontology annotation, cellular component: cytosol. Lineage: Eukaryota; Viridiplantae; Streptophyta; Magnoliopsida; Malpighiales; Euphorbiaceae. The record is from RefSeq and is a predicted model, not a curated record. Gene Ontology annotation, molecular function: mRNA binding. The coding region runs from base 147 to 1478 and encodes 443 amino acids. The transcript is spliced from 6 exons.
UUUCUUCUUUUCCAGCCUCUCCUCUUUUCUCUCUCUACAAUUGUUAUCUCUCUCUCUCUCUCUCUAGAACCAAAGAAAAGAGGAGAGGUUUUAAGUGAAAUAAAUCUUAUCUGCAGUUCAUUAUCAUCAGAUCAAUAAGAUCAAAGAUGCAACAGACUCACAACGCUUCUGAUGCAACUUCUGCACCAUCUCCGCAGCAUAAUCAGAACCAGCAGCAGCAGCAGCAGCAAUGGAAUCCCCAUAUGCAGCAGCAGCAGCAGCACUAUAUGGCAGCUAUGCAGUACCCUGCAGCCGCCAUGGUUAUGAUGCAACAGCAGAUGAUGAUGUACCCUCAGCAGCACCAUGCUUCUCAUCCUUACAUGGGCUACUACCAACAGCAACAGCCGCACCAGCUCAAUUAUCAUCAUCACAAGCAGCAGCACUAUCACAAACAUAAUCAGCAUAAACUUCAGCAGUACCAACAUGUUCCCACUGAAGAUUCUAAGACUGUUUGGGUUGGUGACUUGCUUCAUUGGAUGGAUGAGACUUAUCUCCAUACUUGCUUCUCUCAUACCGGCGAGGUUUCCGCUGUCAAAGUUAUACGCAAUAAGCAAACUGGUCAGCCAGAAGGAUAUGGAUUCAUUGAGUUCUAUUCGCAUGCAGCAGCUGAUAAAGUCUUGCAGAACUAUAAUGGCUCUAUGAUGCCAAACACAGAUCAACCUUUCCGUCUCAAUUGGGCAAGCUUUGCAGGGGAGAGGCGAUCAGAAACUGGUUCUGAUCUGUCAAUAUUCGUGGGAGAUUUGGCUGCAGAUGUGACAGAUACUAUGUUGCAGGAAACCUUUUCCAGUAAAUAUCCUUCUGUUAAGGGAGCAAAAGUUGUCACUGAUCUAAAUUCUGGUCGUUCAAAAGGUUAUGGAUUUGUUAGAUUUGGUGAUGAAAAUGAGAGGUCAAGGGCUAUGACAGACAUGAAUGGGAUUUAUUGCUCAAGCAGACCCAUGCGCAUAGGUGUUGCUACUCCCAAAAAGUCAAACCCAUAUCAGCAGCAGUAUUCUUCACAAGCUUUGGUGUUGGCAGGUGGACAUGCUCUAAAUGGUGCUAUGGUCCAAGGGUCUCAGUCUGAUGGAGACUCCAGCAAUACUACAAUAUUUGUGGGAGGAAUCGACUCUGACAUUAGCGAUGAGGAUCUCAGGCAACCCUUUUCCCAGUUUGGUGAGGUUGUUUCUGUGAAAAUACCGGUAGGAAAAGGAUGUGGUUUCGUGCAAUUUGCUGACAGAAAAAGUGCCGAGGAUGCAUUGGAGAGUUUGAAUGGCACAACAAUUGGCAAGCAGACAGUUCGUCUUUCUUGGGGUCGUAGUCCAGCGAACAAACAGUGGAGAGGGGAACAUAAUAAUCAGUGGAAUGGAUCAUAUUACGGAGGGCAAGGAUAUAGUGGAUAUGGAUAUGCAGCAAAUGGAGAGCAGAAUGGGUAUGUUGCGGCUGCGGCUUCGGGUGCAUCAUAACGAGCAGGGCGUAGGUUGGUGAAAAAGGAGGAUUGCUUGAGCUGUUGCUGCUUUGGUGAUCUGUACUUUGGAGAAUUUUGUAGCAAGAUUAUGUUAAAGUUUGUAUCAAUAUUUAUUUGGGAAUUUUGUGUGUGAUGGGCGGGAACCUUAUUUAUUUGUUGGCUUUUUAUUAAACUCUAAGCAACGAUGAGGUUUGAGAAAAAUAGAUAAAGCUUUUUGAACGCA